Molecule: messenger RNA, 2756 nt
Organism: Passer montanus (Eurasian tree sparrow)
Lineage: Eukaryota; Metazoa; Chordata; Aves; Passeriformes; Passeridae
Gene: EIF4E3
Product: eukaryotic translation initiation factor 4E family member 3
Exons: 8
Coding region: 524-1351 (275 amino acids)
Biological process (GO): translational initiation
Cellular component (GO): eukaryotic translation initiation factor 4F complex
Molecular function (GO): translation initiation factor activity; RNA 7-methylguanosine cap binding
Source: RefSeq, a predicted model, not a curated record
UGUUGCACUGUCCCCAUCCAUGGCCAGUCUGCACAGUAGCCAUCCCUUCCUUGUGUGAAUGGAGAAAAUGUUUUGUCUUAGAACUUGGGGUUUUAGAAAGAUUUAGUGGUUUGGUCAGCAUUGCCAAACCAAACUGAGCACAAGGGUUAUUUUGAGCAGUAAGGCAGCCCCAGAGACACGCCAGCUCUGUGGUGUGACCUGUGGAUGUGCAGAGAAGGGGCUGCCAGCAGCGUGUGUGACCGUGCAAGGGUUUUGUGUCCUAAAAGUGGGAGUUCUGGGCAGAUUUAGUGUUUUGGCCAGCAUUGCCAAGCCAAACUGAGCACGAAGAUUAUUUUGAGCAGCAAGGCAGCCCCAGAGACACGCCAGGUGUGCGGUGUGACUGUGUAUGUGCAGAGAAGGGGCUGCCAGCAGCACUGUGGUGCAGGGGGUGGCACCGGGUACCCCUCGUGGCUUGUUGUAAAGGUCUCAGGAGGAAGAUCAGCGAUUCCCUUCAGCUGUGCCCCGCAGGAGAGGCAGUAACGGGAUGGAGCGAGCUCCUGUGCCCCUUUGGGGAGCCACCCACGCUCUCCAAUGGUCCCUCGGCCACGUCCAUCUCUGGCAUCACCCUGCCCCUUUCCUGUGUGUCCUUCUCAUCGCACUUUGUCCCCGUCUGUCUGUGCCUGCCCUGCCUCUCUCCCAAGCCCGAGUCCCGCUUGCCCCCUUCUGGCAGCGUCCCUUGUCCCCUCCCCGCGCCCCGCCCGGGGAGAUGGCGCUCAGCCCCCCCGAGCGGGACGCGCCGGGGCUGCCGCUGCACUCGCCAUGGACCUUCUGGCUGGACAAGUCACUUCCUGGUACAACAGCAGCUGAAUGUGCAUUAAAUUUGAAGAAGAUAUAUACAGUACAAACAGUGCAGGAUGAGUUACACCUGUGGCUUUGCUUACCUGAGGAUUUCUGGAGUGUCUACAACAACAUUCCUCCCGUGACAAACCUGCCUCUGAGAUGCAGCUACCAUUUAAUGCGGGGAGAAAGGCGCCCGCUUUGGGAAGAAGAAAGCAAUGCCAAAGGAGGUAUAUGGAAAAUGAAGGUCCCUAAAGAAAGUACGGCUGAAGUUUGGAAAGAACUACUGCUAGCAACUAUUGGAGAGCAGUUUACAGAUUGUUGUGCAGCAGAUGAUGAAGUAAUAGGGGUUAGUGUCAGUGUUCGUGACCGUGAAGAUGUUGUGCAAGUCUGGAACAUGAAUUCCUCUUCAGCAAGUGAAGCAAAAGUUUUAGAAAAGAUUCACAAACUUCUCCCACACACAUAUUUUAAAGCAGUCUUUUAUAAAUCCCACAGAGAGCAUCAUGCUUUUGAAGGCCGAUGUGGAAAGCAUUGAGUGCAUUGUAUGCCAAGAUCACUUGUUGUUAUUUGGUGUUUUGAGCUGGUCUGGACAAGGAGGAGGAUGCUGGAAGCUCUGCAGAAGUGCUACGUGGCGUUGGCCCUUUUGAGUUUCUGACAUUUCACACUGGCCCGUUGCUACUGAAAAUGAAAAAACCCUGAACAGUUGCCUUGACCACUAAAUACAUGAUUCAUUGCUUCAUGUUGAGGUGGUGCUUUUAGUUCUUAGUUGUUUCUCUAAAAAAAUAUUUUGGCCACUUGUUUGUUCACCCUGAUUAUAUUUGUUCCCAUUUCUUAAAGAUAGUUGGCUUCUUCUUCUUCUGUGCUGUACUUAGUGAAAAGCAAACAUGCAGAGAUGCUAUGCUGCUUUUCCAAGAUGUGCUGUACAUAGAGGGACCCUGGCUUGGGGAAAUGUGUUUUCAAUUUUCACUUUGAAACAUUCCUAUCAUGUUAAAAUUUACUCACUGGUUUGUCCCAAGAGAGAAAGAAAUUGCACUGCAUUUAUUCUAAUAUUCAGUGUAAUCUGGUCCUACACUGACAACAGCACAUUGUAAAUGUAAUAGAAAAAGGUACCUUAAAUGAGCAAUUGAAGAGAACACAUUUUUAUUGGGACUAACUGUGUAGGAUGAUGUUAAUGUCUUUCAAUUGUAUUGAUUUCAGAAGAGCCCUUGUUCACUGUAGAAUCAGAAAUUUCUCUGUAGGACAUCCUGCAAACUCAACACCUCUUAUUUAAGGGUUUUAGGGUAUUUAUGGUUUUAUAUUGUAUUCUCUCUUAUGGUAUCUUUCUGUACAUCCAUGAAAAAGUGCCACGAAUAAUUUCUAAUGAAUUGUACAAACUGGAUCCACUCCUCCCACUUCCUUAAGUAUGUCAGGCCCAUGUCUGCACCCCUGGGUUAGUGUCAGAAUUGCUGCUGGCUUAGUGCAGAGGAAGAGAUCCCAUUGUCUGUAGUUUCAAGCCCUCAAAACUUCCUAAGUGUCCUUUAUAAAAUAAACAAAAAAUACAGAAAAGAAAUUUGUGUUGCAGCUUGAAUAAGAAUAUAAACAGUGUUAACCUUUAAAUGUUUGUCUCUAUUAACUAUUUGAGGUGUUUUAAUAUACUACCAAAGAUUGAUGUGGUUCCUUUUACAAGAAGGUGCAAGGUAGAGAUGAACAUACCCUCUGCUGAGCACUCCUUCAUCCUUUGGAGGUUUUUGUCUGGUAGCUCUUUAAGUUGCACUGAUUUCCACAUCUUUAAUAUAUUAAGAGGCAGCCAUAAAAAUCAAAUAAGUUUAAAAAUAAGUAUCACACAUUAGAGAUUUUUUUUUUACAACUUUAUCUUGUACUUACAAUUUUAACUUGUAUUUAUGGAUUAAAACUGUGUAGUUAAUGAGCAUUAUUAAUUAAACACAUUUUCUAAAAUCCAA